UAAUCCACUGAAAAUAGCAAACACAGAUACACAAUUGAAGUGUAAGGAAAUUAGAUCCCCUUUCUACAAAUCUCAAGUGAAAAUUUCAACAUGCAAUUUGGGGAUCAAACUUCUCGAAGGAAGAGAAACAUCAAGUGCUGGGCAUGUAUAGUUGCCGGUGUCAUAGCACAGACCAUAAUCAUUUUGCUCUUCGUCCUGCUGGUAAUGCGUAUUCGAAAUCCCAAGGUUCGUUUGGAAGGGGUCAUUGUAGAAAAUGUCAAACUCGAUUCUUCACCUUCCAAACCCUCUUUCACCAUGAAACUUAAUGCUCAAGUUGCUGUCAAGAACACCAAUUUCGGUCACUUCAAAUUCAAGAACAGCACUUUCACAGUUUCUUACAAGGGCACUCCUGUUGGUGAGGCUACGAUUGUUAAGGCUCGUGCCAGGGCUCGAUCGACCAAGAAGUUUAAUGUGACGGUAUUAGUGAGUUCAAACAAUAAGAUAUUGAGAGAUUCAAACCAGAUAAGUUCUGAUAUUGAUUCUGGGAUCAUAAAUUUGAGCAGCCAUGCCAAGCUGGAAGGAAAGAUACAUUUGUUCAGGAUAUUCAAGAAAAAGAAAUCAGCCGAAAUGAAUUGCACCAUGGACGUUAACACCACGUUGAAACAAAUCCAGAAUUUGACAUGCAAAUGAUGAGGUGCAAUCAAAUUGUUCAAUUUAAUUUUUCUAAUUAUUUUCCGUUUAAUUUUCUGAUCAAAAUGGCUUUGAACUUUUUACUGAUUUGUUUUCUGUGUGAAGCUACAUUGUAAGACAAUGAACAUUGCACUGUAUUUGCUAUUUCUUUAGUUUGUAGUCUUGUAUGUUCGAAUUAAUUAAUUUUUGGGGUUUCAAAUUGGUAUCCUUUGGUCGCAUUCUUUACUUCAAGACGAGUCUUCCUUUGAUACUUCAAGAAUCAAGAUGAGUACAUUUCAAACUUUGGAUCGAACUUUUCCUGUUUUAUGCUUUGCUUCCACUUUCAAUUCUAUGUUUGAUAGCCCUUUUCUUAUGUUGUCCAGAAUCACUUGCAGAGUAUGCAAGCUAAUUAGGAGGUAAGAGGUAAAAACUACGCAAUUUUUUAAAAAAUUACAUACCAACGUACAUAUAUAACUCCAAACCGAACAUUUAGUCAAGUGGUUGAUGCAUGAUCUUCUGCUUAAGAGAACAGAGUUUAAAUCUUCUUCCUCAUAAUAAUAAAAAAUAUAUAUAAUUUACAAAUUGAG
Molecule: messenger RNA, 1235 nt
Organism: Durio zibethinus
Lineage: Eukaryota; Viridiplantae; Streptophyta; Magnoliopsida; Malvales; Malvaceae
Source: RefSeq, a predicted model, not a curated record